Cucumis sativus (cucumber) is the source of this 390-nucleotide messenger RNA. RefSeq lists its product as uncharacterized. The transcript has a single exon. The record is from RefSeq and is a predicted model, not a curated record. NCBI's taxonomy places the organism in Eukaryota, Viridiplantae, Streptophyta, Magnoliopsida, Cucurbitales, Cucurbitaceae. The coding region runs from base 1 to 390 and encodes 129 amino acids.
AUGAAGGGUGUUUUGCAUUUUGAAAAGAAUGGGAAGUUGAGUCCUCGUUUUGUUGGAUCUUUUGAGAUUAUAGAGAGAAUUGGUGUUGUGGCAUAUCGUUUUACAUUGCCACCAUCUCUCUCCGCAGUUCAUAAUGUUUUCCAUGUUUCGAUGUUGAGGAAGUACGUGACAGAUCCAUCUCAUGUAGUGGAUUAUGAAUCAUUAGAGAUUGAUGAGAAUUUGAGCUAUAUAGAGCAACCAGUUGAGAUUCUGGCUAGAGAGGUAAAAAUGCUUCGUAACAGAGGGAUUGCAUUGGUGAAAGUAUUGGGGCGAAAUCACCAAGUUGAAGAGGCAAUAUGGGAGCGAGAAGAUGAUAUGAGGGCUUGUUACCCAAAGUUGUUCGAGGAUUAG